CAUGUGUACCACGUAGAGGGGCUAACGACUUUAUCUAAUACUAGGCAAUACAACACUAGAAGCUCCAAACUCUCCAACACAACUCAGAUAAGAAAAUCGCUUCCAAAACCCAUGAGAACGAUUCUAGAACAUGUUUACAUAGCAAAAACUAUUGCAUUUACCCAUUUACUCGCCAGAACACGCCACGGCUUCCUAGAAAAAGUAGCAUCCUUCCCUCCUUCCGUUCAACCAAGCCAAAGGAUUGCAUUUGCAUAGUCCCGAUUUUUGGGUCCGGGAGAAGCAGGAUAUGAACGUACUGGAUAUGCACCGGUAUAACCAAGAGAAACAGGGUGAACCGACCGAGGUGAGAGUUCAAGACACGUGAUGCGGGUGUCUGAGAUUGUUCUCGCGACCCAAGGAGGCAGAACUGAUCAAGACUCUCAAACCAGGACAUUAUCCUUCUCCUCUCCGUUCCAUCCAUCCUUCCCCACUUCCUUCCUUGUGUCCAAGUGAUCCCUCCAGGUUGUUCAAGCACGCAAUGCAUGGCCGACCAUCAUCAACAACCGUGGCCGCGCCUUCAGCAAAGCAAAGCACAAAGCAGAGCACAGGGAUGGAAGGGGCUGAACCAGGCCACCAAGCCAUAGUACUACACACAUGCCCACCCAGUGGUACGUACGUACGUACGUACUACGGAUGAAAUGAACAACCAGUACAUGUGAGACUGAAGAGUCCCUUCUCCCGGUUCCCUUUGUGGAAGCGAACUGGAUAUUCGGCUAGUGUGUUUCUUGCUAUCCAGGAGAGGUAUCGGCUUCAGUUUGAAUUUGGUACCAGAACUGGUCACAUCGCUGCCUGAAAGUUGCAAGUCAGGAACUGCCGAGGGCCGUGAAGAAGUGAAAACGAAAGUGAGCACGACGCCCCCAAGAAGGGCAUCCGUCCGUAGUCAACCCCCGCAUACGCACACACACUCACUUACACACUUGAUUUCUCUCGCUCAAAUUUCUCUCGCCGAGGAGAGGAGUAGGACGUUUCAAAAUACAAAUACACAAAUAUCUUGGGCUUCGCCUGACCAUGAAGUUCGUUUCGAGUGUUGGAUUGGCUUUGGUUCUAACUAUCGUUGUGGUGAGCGCUAGUAAAGGAUUAAGUGACUACAACACAGUGAAUGGUCACAACAAGCAAGUGGUUUGCUAUUGGGGCACAUGGGCCACAUACAGGCCCAAAGAUGGAAAAUUCACGCCAGACGAUAUCGAUCCGGCUUUGUGCACGAAUCUGAUCUACAGUUUCGCCGGUCUGGAUGCCGAAACUUCCUCCAUUAAAUCCCUGGACCCUUGGAUGGAUUUGGAGGAGAACUACGGCUUGGCUGGAUUCCGAAAAGCCACGGAACUGAAGCAUGCCUAUCCUAACCUGAAAGUGACUUUAGCUAUUGGUGGAUGGAACGAGGGCAGCAAGAAGUAUUCUGAUCUAGCCGCAGAUCCUGAGAAGCGAAAAGUGUUCGUUCAAAGUGUGGUUGAGUUCUUGCAGCAACAUAACUUUGAUGGACUCGAUCUUGAUUGGGAGUAUCCAGCCAAGAGAGGAGGAAUCGCCGAGGACAAAAACAACUUCAUCGAUCUCAUCCGUGAUUUGAAAGCCGCGUUUGAAAGCCACAACUAUUUGCUCACUGCGGCCAUUGGAGCAGCUGCGGCCACCAUCGACAUUUCCUACGACAUUCCUCUCAUGUACAAAUACCUCGACUUUGUCCACAUCAUGUGCUACGAUUAUCACGGUAAAUGGGAUCGAGUUGCCGGACACAACAGUCCUUUGUUCAGUCGGGCCGGCGAAACUGGUCUUGAUCUCACCUUGAACGUGGACUACACCAUCAAAUACCUAAUGAAGAAGGGUGCUAUUGCCGAGAAGACGGUCAUGGGUGUGCCAUUCUAUGGGCGUGCAUUCACUUUGAUGAAUCCUCAUGACCACGAUCUUGGCUCGAAGACCAAGACCACGUCUUUCCAAGGUCCUUAUACCCGAGAGGAUGGGUUCCUGGGCUAUAACGAGAUCUGUGAAGAGCUCAUGGAGCAGGAUAACCCUUGGACUACCGUAUGGAACGAGGAACACAAAGCUCCUCAUAUGUACAAGGAUACAAAGUGGGUUAGUUACGACAACGAGGAGUCGAUCCGUGUGAAGUCUGAAUACGCCUAUGACAAUAACUUGGCCGGAGUCAUGAUCUGGUCGAUUGACACGGAUGACUUCCGAGGGAAUUGCGGUGGUCCGAGAUUCCCGUUGCUUCGUACUAUCAACAAGGCUCUUUACAAAAGGUCAGAAGGAUUAAGUGCAGCCACAAGUGUGUCUAGUGUGAGUGCUCUAGUGUUGACUUCUUUCGUUUUUUCCGUCUACUCUCUAUUCCAACUGUGAUUCAAGCUUCUCUUUUUGUUAAACAUUCUCGAUUACGAGGACCAAUCGUCAAACCACAAUUGAUUUCUCAGAAGAUGAAAAAAGAGACACUAUUACAUUGCCACAUUUUUACAUCUCACUUUGGUCUUGUUUUUUAAAUUGUCAAGGUUGACAGCUUUUCUCAUCAAAAUGUCAACCAUGAGUUCGCGAAAAACGCAAAAAAAACUGCCGAGGUUACAUUCAGAAACAGACUUCCAAACGUCUCUCAUAUUCGCUAUAAAUAAGUACAGUGAUACAUAUAACAAUAAAUGGAAGAAGCGACUCA
Molecule: messenger RNA, 2668 nt
Organism: Tigriopus californicus
Lineage: Eukaryota; Metazoa; Arthropoda; Copepoda; Harpacticoida; Harpacticidae
Product: probable chitinase 2
Exons: 2
Coding region: 1048-2364 (438 amino acids)
Biological process (GO): chitin catabolic process; carbohydrate metabolic process
Cellular component (GO): extracellular region
Molecular function (GO): chitinase activity; chitin binding
Source: RefSeq, a predicted model, not a curated record